AUUUAGUCACGAGAUGAGCGGUGCAACUCAGUCGCAGCGCCGCGUCAGGCCUCGGAACCCUAAAACCACACCCUUUUGGUCCGUUGCCCCCUUUCGUUUCUCCCGGCUCCUCUCGUAUGGAUAGAUUCAUUUGAUUGCUCGCUCCCCCGGCGAUUGGACCUCCCGGGUUGGAAUCAGUAUGGCAGAAGAGUUCAUGCAUAAGAAUAGGUUGCAAGAAUAUACACAAAGAUCUUCUAUCACCUUGCCACUAUAUCAGACUAUAAAUGAGGGAACACCGCAUGCGCCAGAGUUCAGGUCUACUGUAAUCGUGGAUGGGAAAAAUUUCACUUCCCCUUGCACAUUUCCGACCAAAAAGGCAGCCGAACAAUGUGCAGCAAAAUUUGCCCUUGAGGGCAUCCGUAUCAUCAACAAGAACAAGGGCUUGUCUCUCAUCCAUAAUGAUACCAUUCUCUGUAAACUUAUCCUGCAUGAAUAUUCUGUGAAGAUGAACAUGAACCUGCCAACAUAUGAGACUUCUCACAAGCCAGGGCUGAUUCCAGCCUUCGUCUCUUCUGUUUUGUUUGAUAACAAGACAUUUAAAGGUGAAACUGCAAUGAGCAAAAAAGAGGCAGAACGGGUUGCUGCUUGCACUGUUAUUAAAUAUAUUCUAGGAAACUGUGAUACAGGAGAUAUUAUGAGACAAAUCAUAGAAUCAAAGAAUAAACAUUAUGCUGUGGUGCAUAGAGGGAAAGGAUCAUGCUCAUCCCUGGAUAGAAAUGCAGAGACAAGUGGUCCCAGUAGUAGUAUCCAAGAAAAUAAAAUGUUGACUCCCUUGUUUUAUGACAUUCCACAUGCUGUUGCAUAUUCUGAGGCAUUUGCUUCAGUACCUGCUAACACUGCAGCAGCAGAUUCUAUUUGUUCAGCCAAGGAGGAAUAUGCAGGUAAACAAUGUUCUACCUUGAUUGAGAGUUGGAACUCUUUGUCAACUCCAACCGUAACAGUUAUAGCAGGUGGAUCAACAAAUGGUGCUUCCGGAACUGACUUUGUUGUGUCUCACAUGCUGCUUCCUAUUCAAGGGAAAGCUGAAGUACCAUCUGAUGACCCAACUAGCCACGCCCGAGAUGUGGUUCCUAUUUCAAGUAAAGGGCGUUCCAGGGAAAAGAAUGAAGAACAGUGCCAGUUAAAGAAAGCUCGAGUAGAUGGACAGUAUGUUACCUGUUCUCGUUGCAAGUCUGUAUCGCGUGCAAAGUUGCUACUUUACUUGGUUACGGAUGUGCUGAUACGCUUAAGUGCACACCUCCAUGGUCACAGUUUGAACCAUGUGCUCAACAUUCAGGGAAUUUAGUCAUCAUCGAUAUCUGAAGAGACUUGGUCAUUUCUGGCUGAGAAAGAAAGACGAUGCAGCUGUUUCAAGGCUUUGGAUCUGCUCUACGAGGAUGUGUGCCUUCUUUCUUGUGUACAUAUGAAGGAACAACCAAAUCUUGUUGUGUUAUUAAUAGAACUGGCAUUGAAUACUGUCUAA
Molecule: messenger RNA, 1501 nt
Organism: Musa acuminata AAA Group (dessert banana)
Lineage: Eukaryota; Viridiplantae; Streptophyta; Magnoliopsida; Zingiberales; Musaceae
Product: double-stranded RNA-binding protein 2
Exons: 5
Coding region: 179-1324 (381 amino acids)
Source: RefSeq, a predicted model, not a curated record